AUGCUGUUUGACGAGAAUGUAUUAGAGUUUUGGGUCGAUCAUUUUGAAACUAAUGAUGAGUCUUUUGAAUCUGCAUCAACAUCAUCAUCUGUUAUUAAUCAAAAUCAUGGAUUACUAGAUAGUUAUUUGUAUCAAGAACUAAAACCCGAUCAAAUUGAAGAAUUUAAAAAAUUGUUAUUAAAUGCAACAGUUGAAAAUCCAGCAGUAAAGAAAUUAUUUAAAUGGGUUAAUUCAAUAUUAUCCUUGCCAAGUCAAAAACAACUAAGUGGGCAUAUUCUUAAAAAAUCAACUACUGAAAUUUCUAAAACGAUUUUAGAUGAUGCAAUUAAUGAUGAUCUUGGUAUUACACUUGCUUAUAAUGGGUGGAGAAAUAUUGUACAACAAAAUUUAUUAGGAACAGUAUUGUUUACUUCAACAAACAAUAUGAUUAUUUGGGAUAUUAAAAAUAUAAGCGGAAAAAAAAGUAAAAGUGAAAUUAUAAUUAAUGAAACAAAAAAAAGUUUAAUAAUCUUGAGCAAAAAAAUUAAAAUUAAUGGAUUAAUUACAGAUUUAGCUUCAGAAAAUAUUAUUGCAAA
Molecule: messenger RNA, 575 nt
Organism: Dentiscutata erythropus
Lineage: Eukaryota; Fungi; Glomeromycota; Glomeromycetes; Diversisporales; Gigasporaceae
Source: the annotation of a GenBank genome assembly